ACAAAUGAUUUAUAAAUGCACAUUUAAUUUCAAUUUUAAAUAAUUAAAACUACAUCAACAGAACACUAAUAAAGUGUUGUAUAAUCUACCGAAAUAUUCCAGUACAAAUCAAGAGGAUGACGAGAGUGGUUUAUUUUUAUGCAAUAUUCCUGGCGAGCCUAGCCUAUUUCGAUGUUGAGGGCUCCUACAAGUUCAAUUCGCUGGCCUGCGAGGUUCUUAGCCCACAGCUGGGCUGGAUCAAAGAGUGUGCCAUCAAGGCCAUCGAUCGGAAGCGCAACAUGUUGAAUAUUGUGGCAUAUUUGAACAGAACCAUUACAGAAUUUCAAGUCCAUUUUCGAUUGGUGAAACGCGAAAGCGGAGGCUGGCAUCCGUUUCUGUACGAUAUGAAAGUGGAUGCUUGCAUGUUCUUCAGGAACCGCCGAAAACUGUUUAUUCCCAAUUUAAUUUACUCAACAUUAAAGCAGUUUACGAAUGUAAAUCACAGCUGUCCGUAUUUGGCUGGCACUGAACUAAGUCUGAUGCAUUGGACUCCGAAUGAAGCGAUGGUACUCGAGAAAUUUCCCGCAGAAUUUGGCCAAUAUGGACUACAUACAACUUGGUAUUCUGGCAAAGUGCGUGCUUUGGAAAUUAAUGGCUCAGUUCUAUACUAUAAGUGAUUUGUAUUUACUUAAUACCAUGCUCUUGAGGCUCAAAGAAUGACUGAUUCACUCUGGCACCCUUUCGGACACACUUUCUAACUAUCGCAGUGUAAGCCUUCAUACUGUACGCUUAUUCAAUCUCCGAUAAGACGUAAUGGCCAACUGGCUUGCAUUCAAAGCACAAAGAUUGGAAUAUCUAACAAAUUUUCUCGGUUUGUGGGCCACAUUCGAGCGUGUCCAGCUUUGGAUAUGCGACUCACGUUUAAGGCAAAAAUUAUAGCAAAUUAUCGGCGAACCGAAGCUGAAAAUACCCUUGCUGAUUCAUCGGAAAGUCUUGGACUUUUCUUAGUUUGAUGUUAUUUUCGGCACUGUUUCGGCUCCUAAGACCUGGCAUACCCUUGGCCAGGGUAUAUGCACAAAAAGUGUA
Messenger RNA from Drosophila miranda, 1065 nucleotides. RefSeq lists its product as uncharacterized. The coding region runs from base 117 to 656 and encodes 179 amino acids. NCBI's taxonomy places the organism in Eukaryota, Metazoa, Arthropoda, Insecta, Diptera, Drosophilidae. The transcript has 4 exons. The record is from RefSeq and is a predicted model, not a curated record.